Sphaeroforma arctica JP610 is the source of this 2701-nucleotide messenger RNA. RefSeq lists its product as hypothetical. The coding region runs from base 20 to 2701 and encodes 893 amino acids. Lineage: Eukaryota; Ichthyosporea; Ichthyophonida. The transcript is spliced from 2 exons. The record is from RefSeq and is a predicted model, not a curated record.
CCUGCGUGGGUAGACGAUCAUGGCUGAGUACCAAAGGCAAACAAGUAGCGGCUGGCAAAAUGGUGGCCAAGGCGCCAAUGGUAUUACACACAGUAACCAUCAUGAACAGGUGGACAAUACCGCGAACGCCAAUGGUGGUAUGAGUAUUCAAAACUACGGUGCAGUGCAGCAGCCGUACGAGACACAGGCGCAAUUGGGAGGCCAGAAUGUGGUCAGUAUUGCACAUUUAAAUGACAGUGUAAAUCUGCGGGUGGAACAGAGCGACAUGGUGCAGAACCCGUUGGGCUACGGGAUGCCAGCGGUAACCAAUAUGCGAGAUCAGAUGGAAAAGGGCAGCAAUCAAACAGAUAUGUAUCGACCACAUGAAGUACUACAGCAGCAACAGCAACAACAACAGCAACAGCGGCAACAGCAGCAGAUGCAGCAUAUGCAGCAAAUACAACACCAACAACAGCGACAACAGAUGCAACAGAAAUCAUUGCAGACACAAAUGAGUAUACAACCAGAAGCACAACACUCACAAUCACAGACACAGUUCUCGCGCCAGAAUUCUCAUACGGGAUUGUACAGUCAUACACAACGAUCAAAUCCACAUCAUCAGCAACAACAGCAACAGAGUCAGAUGGCACAGCAACAGCAUGACCUGCAGCAACAGCUUAUGCAGCAGCAGCAGCAGCAGCAGCAGCAGCAACAGCUGCAGCAACAGCUGCAGCAUCAGAUGGAGCAUCAGAUGGAGUAUACUUCGAUACAGCAACGGCUGCCACCUCAGCAGCAGCUGCAACCACAACAGCUGCAACCACAACAGCUGCAACCACAACAGCUGCAACCACAACAGCUGCAACCAGGAGCGGUACUGGAGUAUAAGGGUGUACAAUCACGGAGCUAUCCCAAUUUAAAAAAGUUACACUUACAACAACACCAACAACAACAGCAGCAACAACAGCAACAACAACAAUUAGAACAGCAGGAAUACGACCGGGCUCAGCAGAACCUCAGUAUGCACAUUCCGAUGGGCGAUCAACUGCGUACACAGGCUCCGCAACCCGUACCACUGCAGCAGCAGCAGCUGCCACAUGUCCACCAGAAUGCGCCACAACAGCAGUCACAGGACAGUCAGCCAACAUCGAGACAGGGUAGUAUUACCAAACAACGGAGUACGAGCUAUAUGUCACAGCAUACAGACUCGGGGAACGUGUCGCCCGCGCUAGAUCAUACUAUAAGUAUCCCUACAUCACACCCAUCGCCUGCAACGGGCUCGAAUCCACAGCCAGGACCUCAAUCAGGUAAAAACAAAAGUAUGAAGUAUUCGCCUUCAUCUGUGAAUAGUGGCAGUAGAGAAUUCAGAGGAAACAGUGAUCGGAAUAUCUCUGGGGAUAUGGAUAGAGAAAGGUCUGUGAGUAAGGGAGUUCCAGGAAGCUAUGGGCGACAGAGUCAUGAGAAGAAUGGAUCGCGGAAUAAAGAAACGCGGAAUACGGGUUCGAAUGGUGCCUGCCAAAUUCGAGUCAGGAGCGAAAGUUCAGAGGGGAAGACGGCAGAAAGUCAAUUCCAGCAUAUGCAACCAACGCACCAGCAACAAAGGAGCCUGCCGAGAUCACAGACAUCAUCACCGCAACCCAUAUUGAAGCACGCUCUGAAUAAGCAAACCUCGGGUACGCAGCAACCACGUCAGCGACAGACACAAACACGUCCGUAUGAAGCGAAGAAGAUAGAGGAUAAGUAUUCUGUCCAUCCCUCGAUCAAAGACUACGAGGCGAGACAGGCUGAGCUGAUGCGAGCGCAUUACGAACAACAGCAACUUUUCGAGCACUCGUCGACAAAUCACCGCCAACAAGAACAACAGCUGCUGCAGCUGCAGCGCCAACAGCAGCUGCUGCAACAAAUGCAGCGACAACAGCAACAGCAACAACAGGACUUGCAACAACAACAACAACAACAACAACAACAGCAACAGGCGAUGCAAACCUCUCACUUGAAUCAAAACCAUGGCCAGUAUGCGGGUAACUCACAUCAGCUGUUGCAGCCCAACCCCGGUAAUUUGGGCGUGGGUGCGGGCCAGGUGGGGCGUUCCCAAUCGCAGAACUCACCGCAGCCCAGUCCGCUACAUAGCCCAAAUUUGGGUUGCAAUAUGGGCCAGAUACCGGACCAACAAGUGCAGAUACAGUCUCAUUUUCCCUCUCAAAACACAUUGAUGCCUCAGACGAUGAACGCGCAUGCAUCACAGGGCCAAGUCCAUUCUGGAUACAUUGGACAGGGGCCUCCACAACAGCAACAUCAACAGCAGGCAAACCACCAGAAUCUGAAGCAGCAUAAUGCUAUAGAAACACAGCACCGAACCACUCAGGCUCUGACCCCACGGCAACAACAGUUCAGUAGUCCUCGACAUGGCCAGAAGUCCAAUUCGUCGACUCAGAUACGGAUCAAUGAUUCGGAGAGGUUGAGUGCCGAUGGCACAGGUACGGUGCAGAGUGUGAAGAGACCUAGCCAGGAUAGAAUAGUCCAGCAGGAUGGGGGCCGAGAAGCGGGCGUGAAACAUAACAAGAAGGACAGCACACUGACCAGUGCGGUUAACGUGGAUCGUAAUCGUGCAGUUAGCGUGUUCUUGGGUGACAGCUAUUUCGCAUCCACUGUAUAUGGGAACGUCUACUGUGUAUUUUUUGAGCCGCUAAUUGCAUUUUAUGUUGAAUUUUAUUUGAAGAAGUGA